GGCUCACAUGGUGCUCCUGGCCGGUUCUGCCCCGCGUGCUGGCAGUUGACGCGUUAACGGACCCGACCGAGCUGGAAGCUCGAAUCUGUUAGAUUCAGUCUGUUAGCUUCAUACGUAGCCGACUUUUUAAAAAGUGGAAUUUCACGUCAAACUCGGCCGCCAGCGAUUUAACCUGCCCACAGAGGUGCUGUUUACAUAUUUGACAGGUGUAGCACAUUUGGGACGCCGUCAGUAACCACAUCGCGAAAGGACAACUCGUUUAUCUCGCCAAAUUUAUCAGAAAUAUUAACGAAGGCGAGUCCUCCGAGCUUUCAGGAUGACAGAGGAACUUGAGAAAAUUCUCUUGCAGCUAACACAGCCUGACAAUGCCGUUAUCCAGCAGGCCACGGCCCAGCUUAAACAGGCUUUCAAAGAUCCAGCCAUUAUACCUGCUCUGUGUGCUGUCAUGAGUGGCUCCCAAAACCCUCAGGUCCGUCAGUCAGCUGCAGUGAUGCUGAGGCUGAGAGUUAAGAAACACUGGAAGAAGAUUAACCCCAGUGACAGAGAGAGCCUGAAGGCAGUGGUGCUGCAGGCCUUCACGCAGGAAGCAGAGCACACAGUUCAGCACUCGCUCUCCCAGCUGUGCGCUGUGAUGGUUAAACAUGAGACACCAGACCGCUGGCCUGCUCUGCUGCAGCUCCUCAGUCAGUCCACCAAGAGCAGCAACCCUCAUGACAGACAGGUUGGGCUCUUGCUGCUGAAUAAGGUGAUGGAGUCCAACCCUGAGCCUUUCAAGCCCCACUACUGCCAGCUGCUGCAGCUGCUUAGUGCUGUACUGCAGGACCACAGCAACCCAACAGCCUUGUACUACUGCAUCCUCACCCUCACAGCCAUCACUGCUUACACAGGGACAGAAGAGAUGAACCAAAUGCGUUCACUCAUCCCAAGUUUGAUUGUUGCUCUGAAAUACCUCAUCAAGGCAGAUCAGAACCAAGCCAGCGAGGCCAUGGAGGUGUUUAAUGAGCUCAUGGAGAGUGAGGUGUCCAUCAUUGUCCCUCAUGUUGCUGACAUUGUCCGCUUCUGCUUGGAGGUGGGCAGUGACACCACACUGAGCGACUCUCUGCGGGUGAAAGCACUCUUUUGCAUUGCCUUCCUCAUCAAGCUGAAGAGCAAGACGGUGCUGAAGCAGAAGCUGCUGAGCCCCAUCCUGCAGGCCAUUUUCCCUGUGCUGGUCGCAGCUCCCCCACCUGGUGAGCAGGACCCAGAGGAUGAGGAGGAUGACAGCGGAGAUGGCACAGAGAACGACAAUCCCAAACACUGCGCUGCUCAGAUCAUUGACACCAUGGCGCUCCAUAUGCCCCCAGAGAAACUGUUUCAACAACUGAUGCCCCUCACUCAGGGCUGCCUUGCCAGUGAGAACCCCUAUCAGAGGAAGGGGGGUCUCAUGUGUCUCGCUGUGCUGGCUGAAGGCUGUGCUGACCACAUACGCACCAAGAUGCUGUCGUCUGUGCUGCAGACUGUGUGUCAGAGUCUCUCUGACAGUAACCAGGUGGUGCGCAGCGCCGGCCUUUUUGCUCUGGGGCAGUUCUCUGAGCAUUUACAGCCUGAAGUGAGUAAAUACUGUUCGGACUUGAUGCCUUUGCUGCUGGGUUACCUUUCAUCCUUGAACCAAGCCAGGGUCGGCCAUGUCACCAAGGCCUUUUACGCCCUCGAGAACUUCAUGGAGAACUUAGGAGCAGAUAUUGAGCCCUAUUUGCCCACCCUGAUGGAGACGAUGUUGUCUGCUCUCACCAACACUGAAAACCUCAAGAUAAAAGAGCUCGCUGUGUCUGCUAUUGGUGCCAUCGCCAACGCUGCCAAAGAGCUGCUGGUGCCCUACUUCACUCCAGUUAUUGAAAGUCUGAAGGGCUUCCUGACCACCACCACAGAGGAAAUGAGGUCUCUACAAACUCAGUCGCUGGAUACUCUCUCUGUGCUGGCUCGUACAAUCGGCAAAGAUGUGUUCAGCCCUCUGGCUGCAGAGUGUGUCCAGCUGGGCCUCAACCUCACCGACACCAUUGAUGACCCGGACUUGAGACGCUGCACGUACAGUCUGUACUCUGCUGUAUCCACAGUGAGCCCAGACUGCCUGACUCCUCACCUCACGUCCAUCACAACAGUCAUGCUGCUCGCACUCAAGUCCAAUGAAGGCAUUACGGCACACAUUGAGGAGGACAAGACCUUCGUCCUGCUGGAUGAAGAUGACGAUGACGACAGCAACGAAGAAGAUAAAGAUGUGGAUGACUUUCUGGAAGACGAGACUGAGACAGACGUCCAUGAUGUUGCAGGGUUCAGCGUGGAAAACGCCUACAUCGAUGAGAAGGAGGAUGCCUGCGAUGCCCUGGGAGAGAUUGCCCUCAGCACCGGUGCUGCCUUCCAGCCCUUCGUGGAGUCCUGCUUCCAGCAGGUUUAUGAAAUGAGAGAUUUUCCUCAUGAGGACAUCCGCAGGGCAGCGUUCGGGGCCAUGGGUCAGUUUUGUCGAGCUCAGCACCAAGUGUGGAAGGAGAAUCCUACUGAGGCCAACCACCAGGCCCUGCUCAAGCUGCUCGAUGUGGUGCUUCCCUGCUUUGUGGAAACUGUGCGAACCGAGCAGGAGCGCCAGGUUGUGAUGAGCAUCCUGGAAACCAUGAACGGUGUCAUCAACUCCUGCAAGGAGGAGGUUUUCAAAAACCCUUCACGCCUUCAGGAGAUCAGCCAUGUCAUCCGUGAUGUGCUCAAGAGAAAGACUGCUUGUCAGGACGGUGGUGAUGAAGCUGAUGAUGAAGACCAACAGGCCGAGUUUGACGCCAUGCUCCAGGAGUUCGCCGGGGAGGGAAUCCCCCUGCUGGCCUCCUCUGUACCUGCAGACAAGUUUGCCCCUUUCCUCAACGACCUGCUGCCUCUCAUCAUGAGCAAAGCUAAAUCUUCGUGCACAGUGGCAGAUCGCUCCUUCUCUGUGGGGACGAUCGGAGAAAUCCUGCAGGCGCUUGUGAGCGCGCCUGGCGGCCGGGGAGUGGCAGGCCGACUGUCCAAUCGUUUGCUCCCCGUGCUGGUAGCCGGCGUGAGGGACGGUGAUCCUGAAGUUCGCAACAACAGCGUGUUCGGACUGGGAUGUCUGGCCCAAGCAGCUGGACCCAUCGUCGUAUCAGACUACCCCAUGAUGCUGUCUGUGUUCUCCAACCUGCUGUCCAAAGAGUCGGACCUGCGGGUGAUCGACAACCUGUGUGCUGCCCUCUGCAGGAUGAUCAUGAGCAACGUGGAUGCUGUCCCUCUGGAGCAGGUCGUUCCUGCUUUGGUGGCUCGUCUUCCCCUCAAAGAGGACAUGGAGGAGAACAAGACGGUGUUCAGCUGCCUGGCUAUGCUCUACACAAACAGUCCUGCUCUGGUGGUGAAGCUAAUGAAGCCGAUCGUCGCUGCUUCCAGUCACGUCAUCGGAAACAAUGACGUUGAUAAAGAGACGCAGAACACGUCCGUCAUGCUGAUGAAGCAGUUCGCCCAGCACCACUCUGCCGACUUCCAGGCAGCUGUGACCUCACUUCCUGGAGAGCAGCAGGCCAAUCUCAGCGCGGCCAUCUCUGCCUCGUAGCCACCCCACACACACAUCCUUCCACUCUUGUGUGAACACCAGCCACAGCAAAGAAUUUUUAUACUGAAGGUGGAAAGUGGGACAGUUGUUUGGGACAUUUCCCCCAAAAUACAGCACUAACUCCAGCAGUUAUUAACUUUUAAUUUAUUUGCUUGCAUGCUGUGUUGAAGUUUUAUUAUUUUAGGUGUUACCAUCCUGUGUUGUUCCCGUUGUGUUGAGUUUCCUGUCAUUCCUGUUAAUUGCUGCUGUCCCCCUUUUUGCCUCCCUUUGGACUGACUUCUGGCUCUGCUGUGUGAGUGUGCAGCAGUGAAUUGUAUGAAAUGUUUCCCACCUCCCAGCGCGGGUCAGUGGGCCGUUCUGAAGUUCUGGUCCCUGUGCGUUUCUCUUCCGUGGCUGCCUCGGUCUGAGGUUUAUCUGCUGCUUCCAGCCUGGUGUUUGUGAUAGGCUGAGUGUUGUGUGAAACGCUGCAGUGUGAACCCCUGGAGCUCACCGACAGACUGGAAACGCUGAGCUAAUCACCGCACUCAGCUGUUACGUAUGAAAACAGCUCAUUGUGUUAGCGCUUACAGCAGCUCAGCCCGACUCUGACCUGAAGCAGUCAGUCAGUCUGUUCAACUCCUCCACUGUACCUUACAACACAACUGACAAAGUGCAAGAGAUUAUUAUCAUUAUUGUUUCUAUAAUUUUUUUUUCCCAACUGAACCAGAAACUUAACACAUUUCUACUAAGCUGCAGUGUGCAUUUAAAAUGUCAAGCCAUUCACUGUAGAAACUGAUGAAUCCUCUAAAUAAAUGCAAACUUGCAUCUUGGAAUCAGAA
Scatophagus argus is the source of this 4401-nucleotide messenger RNA. It is a transcript of the gene ipo4, whose product is annotated as importin 4. NCBI's taxonomy places the organism in Eukaryota, Metazoa, Chordata, Actinopteri, Scatophagidae. Gene Ontology annotation, molecular function: nuclear import signal receptor activity; small GTPase binding. The coding region runs from base 317 to 3583 and encodes 1088 amino acids. Gene Ontology annotation, cellular component: nucleus; cytoplasm. The transcript has 30 exons. Gene Ontology annotation, biological process: protein import into nucleus. The record is from RefSeq and is a predicted model, not a curated record.